CUAAAACGGGUACAGCAUUGCAACACUGACGCCAGCAACGCUAAUAUAAUCGGCAUUUCAUUUGUAGAGAAAAUUUUAGUUUUUCACAAAUUAAUUCAUAAUUAACAUCUAAAGAUGCCAAAGGGACGCGUGAGCAAUGUGUGGCAGCACUACGACAUCAACGAGGACUGCGAAAACUUUGCGAUAUGCCGCUAUUGCGGAAAUAAUAUAUCGCGUGGUGGCAUGGCCAGCAAUUUAAAGGGGAACAAUACCACAAAUUUGUGGACGCAUCUGCGCCACAAGCAUAGCGACGAGGUGAUCGUAAAUCCCGUGCAGAGCCGUCAGGGGCGUUUAAUUCCCAUUAUAAAAAAAGAGAAAACUGUGCGAAUAACUAAGGCCAAGCUACUGCGGGGGCCUGUGCAUGUGGCUAAGCCGAAGAUUGAAAGGCAGUCCACAUCGUUUGUCGCCGAGACCGGCGCACUCCCGCAGAAGUGGGAAGAGUAUGAGCAAAACGAUGGGAUCAGCGAGGACAUCAAGGACAUUAUCUACAACGAAGAUCCGCUCUGCUACAGUCCCAUACACGUUAUGGAGGAGGAGGUCGCCCUCGAGUCUGGCGAAAAGGUCACCGUGCUGAACCCCAGCGGCCACAGCCGCGCCACCAUCAGCAGUGCUCCAGUCGUGGCCACUGUGGUGGCCUCGAACACCAACACGGCCAACGCGGCCAAACAGCUGAAGAACAACCUGGAGACAUCCAUCGACCGCCUGACCUCGGUCAGCGAGCAACUGAGCUACAUCAUUCAGCAGAGCCACGAGGAACAUGUCAAGGACGACGACUACUACUUCGCCAUGAGCCUUGUGCCCAGCAUGCGCCAGAUGUCGCUGAGCCGCAAGCUAUAUGUGCGCGCCAAGAUCCAGGAGGUUAUCUUCAAGACAAGCGAGGAGGCCACCUCCUGCAAGGACGAAUGAAUAGAUUAAGUAGGCUAAGUUUAUGACUUUAUGUAUUCUGUAGAUCCACUUAAUCAUUUAUUCUUUCAGCAUUAAUGUAAAAAUUUUAUUCACGAUAAAAAUAAACAUCCAAAUAAAUAUCUGGCAGAGAAACGCAAAAGAGCGAUAUAGCAGAAAAA
This is a messenger RNA of Drosophila miranda, 1103 nucleotides long. RefSeq lists its product as uncharacterized. NCBI's taxonomy places the organism in Eukaryota, Metazoa, Arthropoda, Insecta, Diptera, Drosophilidae. The record is from RefSeq and is a predicted model, not a curated record. The transcript has 2 exons. Bases 115 to 945 code for a protein of 276 amino acids. Gene Ontology annotation, molecular function: DNA binding.